Pseudogymnoascus verrucosus is the source of this 5048-nucleotide messenger RNA. RefSeq lists its product as uncharacterized. Bases 1461 to 4649 code for a protein of 1062 amino acids. NCBI's taxonomy places the organism in Eukaryota, Fungi, Ascomycota, Leotiomycetes, Thelebolales, Thelebolaceae. Gene Ontology annotation, biological process: intracellular calcium ion homeostasis; calcium ion transmembrane transport. The record is from RefSeq and is a predicted model, not a curated record. Gene Ontology annotation, cellular component: plasma membrane. Gene Ontology annotation, molecular function: ATP binding; P-type calcium transporter activity; ATP hydrolysis activity. The transcript is spliced from 5 exons.
AACACCCCGCAGGGUUGCCCUGGUACCUGUUCAGAUGAGCCUGGGCAAGAUACUCGCUGAUUACCCCGCUGACUUCCUUUCUCCGUCAGCUUGUGCAAUGAUCAUCCUGGAUUCACAAUUCCCACUAUCCCAUAUCCUAUGGGAGAAGAGCACAGAAGCAGGCAGAGAGGUAACCUUACUCGCCGAAGCAGCUGUGGAUAUCUGUCGAGUGUCGAGUUGGGGAUAACCCGUUGGUUUCCGCUCCCUGCUUGGGCGGAGGGAGUAUUUGUCAAUUGAUUGACAGCACGGAGGUUUCUAUCAUUGCAAACUGGCUGGUUGGUCUGUUUGUCGGUGACUGUGUUCAUGACUCUACCUACAUACAUACUUCACCGACUGUAUGCUGUUGAUGAGACCCCCUUGGCAUCUAUUCAACAAGCCAAGCUUCAAGUCUUACAGUCCAAUAUCCACACGUGACCAGAAGGUUCCCACUGGGGCAAAAAGAGCAAACAAGACAAACAAAAGUGACGUGGGGGAUAAUGCGUGGAGGCGUGGAGGCCUGGGAUACACUUGCCUCACUCUUUGUAGCGUGACAUCCCACUCACCCACCCCCCACAUGCACUCGCUUGUACCUGUCACUUACCAAGAUACACUACCAUACGUGUCAGUCAAAUCAGAGGCUCACUGGGCACAACGUUCUCAGAAUGUUCCCCGCUUCAAAUGCAGGCUCUUGCGCUUACAGAAGUGUAUGGUACCAGUGCAGCUCAGUACCGUACAGUAGCUUGACGCCACGACACCAAGGAGACGAAUGAGACUCUGCGCCAAUCCUGCUAAAAUAUUCCCAGACCUCAACUCCUCCACUCCGGACCUCCGUGACAAUAUCCACAGUGGUCGAGAUGGUGGGAGGGAAACAGAACCAAGAGACGGAUCUCGUCUCACCUCCGAUGAAUCCGCUGCGAUUAUCUGCUGUACUGAGUUGCACCACCGCCCCGGAUCAUCUGUCAUUCCCAUCUAGAUAGGCAUCGCGAAUCCAGGCAAAUACCCAGACUCCGCCUCAUUUUUAACCACAAUCGGAUCUUGGACGGCACUUGGCAUUGUCAUCGCGUCUCGCCAACUCUUGGAACUUUCCCACUUCUUUGUGCGGAGAGGGAGGCGAGAGUGUGUUACUAACAUGUUUGUGUGUUUGGUAUACUUACUUAUUUUACCCUGCUGCAUAUCAUCUGGUCACGAUGAUACUCUGCAGUGCGUGCGCCGCUGUUGAGACUGUCGUCACCUCUGCCAAUAAUAGCUUGGUGAAUGACGGGAGGCCGACUGACGCCGCCUUUAUCAAGCCCCCGCAUCCCCAUCUUCCAUCUCCUUUCCCUUUCAGUACUCUACUUCCUUUUUGAAGUACAUUCCUCCUUCAUUACAUUUUCCAUUUCGUCGUUGAACCAUCUAGUAGUUCAACGCCCCCUUUCCUACUUCACCUGUCCACCUCUUAUUGAAUGGUUAUUACUGAUCCGGAAUCCGCACUUGAGGAAUGGCACAACCUUCCCUCACCACCACCUACCUUGCGCCCUGAUCGGGUAGAUAGCGCAAAGGAAAAGGUUGCUAUAACCCAUAUUGGCAAGAACUGUUCUUCCGGAUCUAGCCUAAGCAACACCCUUAACGAAGACGACCUCCCCGACUGGGAGACCACUACUCACACAGAAAGAUACUGGGACGGCGGCGCAGAAUCCGCUCACGCCAUCGAUGUCGAUGCCAUCGCAAGCAAGUUACAAGUUGACCUUCAACAUGGACUCGAGGGCAAGGAGGCAGCGGCUCGACUUGAACGGGAUGGCCCUAACAAGCUUGCGAGCGCUGGGGGAAUAUCGGCGUGGAAAAUCCUCUUAAGACAGGUCUCCAAUAGUUUAACCAUCGUCCUCCUCCUGGCUAUGGCACUGUCGUAUGGCACACUAGAUUUCAUUGAAGGUGCCGUCAUCACAGCUGUCAUCCUCUUGAAUAUCAUUCUUGGGUUCGUCCAGGAUUAUCAGGCGGAGAAGACUAUGAAGUCCCUCCAGGGCCUCGCGGCCCCAACGUGCAAGGUCGUUCGUAACAAGGGAAAGGUUGACGCCGUCAAAGCUGAGGCUCUCGUCGUGGGAGACAUCGUCCAGAUCUCUGUGGGCGAUGUUGUCCCGGCGGAUCUUCGGAUUUUUGACGGCGUCAAUUUGGAAAUCAAUGAGGCUCUUCUCACCGGAGAGUCAUUACCAGUCAUCAAAAUGCCCAAGAUUACCUUGAGCAUGUUAGACCUUCCCCUCGGGGACCGCACGAACUGCGCCUAUUCGGCCACUACCGUGACUAAGGGUCGCGGAAGUGGCAUUGUCAUCGCUACCGGCAUGAAGACCGAAGUUGGCCGCAUCGCUGAGAUGCUCCAAGAUCGUAAAUCAACCAAGGAAACGAAUCCUUUCAAGCGAUUCUUCAUUUCCCUCCGGGAUGGUGCCAAGAACAUCCUCGGUCUCGUCGGCACGCCUCUACAGGUUACACUCAGCAAGUUCGCCAUCAUGUUAUUCGGCUUGGCUCUCCUCCUCGCCAUCAUCGUUUUCUCUGUCAACAAGUGGCAUCUCUCGGAUGAGGUCGUCAUCUAUGGAAUCUGUGUCGCUGUAGCUGUUAUCCCUGAAUCUCUCAUCGCUGUCUUGACUAUUACCCUUGCCAUCGGCAUUAAGGCCAUGGCGAAGGGCCAUGUGAUUGUAAGGAGAAUGCAGGCUCUUGAGGCUAUUGGCGGCAUCACGCAUAUCUGCUCCGACAAGACUGGUACGCUCACUCAGGGCAAGAUGAUUGCUAGGAAGGUGUGGGUACCAGAGAUUGGAACGCUUGGAAUUUAUGAUACUACGGAUACGUUCGACCCUACCAGCGGGCAUGCAAUGAUUGAUGAAGUGGCAAUGGAUAAGUCUAUGGAGCUGAACGCAACACUUGAGAAACUGCUUCACGCAGUUGCCCUCUGCAACCUCUCUACAGUCUACCACAACAUCGAUGAAAACAGCGAGAAAGCAACUCCAUCAUGGACUGCAGUGGGUGAGCCUACGGACAUCGCCCUCCAAGUCCUUGCUACACGUUUCGGCCUCGGCAAACCCGACAUCCUGGAUACUGAGGAAAUGACAUUCUUGGCCGAACAUCCAUUCAACUCCGCCAUCAAGCGCAUGUCAGUAGCCUACCAAAACGGCACUGAUACCAUCGACGUCUUUCUCAAGGGCGCCGGCGAGAGUGUCCUCCCCAUGCUCACAUCCUCGCCUGCUGAGAAAGCCGAGAUCGAGAAGCGCAUGCAAGAACUGGCCCGUGAGGGUCUUCGAGUCUUGUGUAUUGCCACCAAAUCCGUUCCUUCGACUUCGAAGAAGGAUAUCGAGAGCAGAGAAUGGACGGAGAGUAACCUGGAAUUCCUAGGCCUUGUAGGCCUCUACGAUCCGCCUCGUGUUGAGACGGCUGGUGCUAUUACGGCCUGUACGAAAGCUGGGAUUAGCAUUCAUAUGUUAACUGGUGACCACAUCGACACCGCUACCGCGAUCGCCAAAGAAAUCGGCCUCAUCACCGAUCUCAGCUUCACCACAUCCAACGCCAACACCAUUGUCAUGCAAGGCGGCCAAUUCGACAAGCUCUCAGAAGACGAAAUCGACGCCCUCCCCUCCCUCCCCCUCGUCCUCGCCAGAUGUAGCCCCGCCACCAAAGUCCGCAUGGUCGACGCCCUCCACCGCCGGGAAGGCUUCUGCGUCAUGACCGGCGACGGCGUUAACGACGCCCCGGCCCUCAAACGCGCCGACGUCGGUAUCGCCAUGGGCCUCAACGGCUCCGACGUCGCCAAAGACGCGGCCGACAUGAUCCUGACAAACGACGACUUCGCGUCCAUCGUCAAAGCCGUCGAAGAAGGCCGGCGCCUCUUUGCCAACAUCCAGAAAUUCCUCAUGCACCUCCUCAUCUGCAACAUCGCGCAGGUCCUCCUCCUCCUCAUCGCUCUCGCCUUCCGCGACGCCUCGGGCGCAUCCGUCUUCCCGCUGUCUCCCCUUGAAAUCCUUUGGGUAAACAUGAUCACCUCCUCCUUCCUCGCCCUCGGCCUGGGCAUGGAAGAGAAGACCUCAGACAUCAUGCUCCGCCCCCCGCACAGCCUGCGCAUCGGCGUCUUCACCCGCGAACUCAUCGUCGACAAAAUGAUCUACGGCACGCUAAUGGGCUCCCUCUGCCUCGCCGCCUUCGCCAUCGUCGCCUUCGGCGCUGGCGGCGGCGACCUAGGCGAUGGCUGCAAUGACGGCUACAACUCGUCCUGCGACGUCGUCUUCCGCGCCCGCGCAACCGUCUUCGCCGUCCUCUCCUUCCUCAUCCUCGUCACCGCAUGGGAGGUAAAGCACUUCUCGCGCUCUCUCUUCGCUCUCGACCCUGCCAAGUUCCGCGGUCCCCUCGGGGGUAUCGGAGAGGCGCUCUGGUAUAACCGCUUCUUGUUCUGGGCUGUGGCUGCGGGAUUCCUAAUCACGUUCCCCGUUGUUUAUAUCCCGACGGUUAAUACGGCGGUGUUUAAGCACAUGGGGAUUACGUGGGAGUGGGGCGUCGUGGUGGGUGCGCUGGCGGUGUAUGUGGCAGGUGUUGAGGCAUGGAAGGCGGUCAAGCGCCGUUUGGGCUUGUUUGGGAGUAAGAGGUCGGCAGUUGAUGGGGUUGGGGGGGGGUUAGCUUAGGUUUUUGAUCUGUCAGCUCUGUAAGCGUUGGCGGCUGAUAGGGCCGUAAGGCUUGUCAGGGCUGUGUGGAAGGUGAGCGAAGGGGGAGAAUGCGAAGCAGGUUAAAUUGACCUUGGUGGUUUAGGGUGGGGGGGAUUACUGAUCUAUUUCGGGGAUUGGAGAUUGGGAUCGGGGUUUAGGAGGGGUUUAAGAGGGGUUCACUGUCUUUACUGAUCUGCGGUUGUCUCUCUACUGUUCUUGGCUGUCUCUACCAGUCUCUUCCUUUCUUACGCCGUUGAAUCCGGCGAGCAUCGUUAUUAUCGAGUAGGUUGGGUUAUGGUCGUGGUCAGAGCUUUUUUACGUCCUUUAGCGGCAGGUCAUUCAUUAGCCCCACCACGUACACCUUCACAAUAAACCACU